AUGUGCUCUACCAUUCUGCUGAUACUUCAUAUAAAAGUGAGUGAGGCCAUCCAAAGCGUAUUGGAAGGACUGUCGGAGAGAAUCGACAAAUUACAACAAAAACACGUAACACCUGGCUCUCGGAGAUACGCUUCAGACGAGAAUACUCAAGCUAGCUCUUGGGCAACGACUGCAGUUGAAAACACAGAGGGAUAUUCGAAAGCCAGGAAAUAUAAGAAACGUACGAAUCACAAUUGGACACUCAAGGAGGACUGCGAUUUGCCUGGCUGGUUUGAGCAACAUCGGAACAUGUCCAGGAAAGAAAUUGAGAAGCGAUACCUCGUUUUCUCGGGCAAACGUCGGAGCUAUUUUUCUCUACAAACCAGACCUCACAAAUUAGGCUUCGGGUCUCUUUGUAACCAGAAAAAGAAGCCUUUACAUGAGCAGCAAGCUGCUGCCCAACCUCCCAUGUUGAGUCAAGCACCUUCCAUCGAUGGGGAAUCCAGUCGCCCAGCCCAGCUCUCCUUAUUUCUCGAUCAUUCUAUUUGCCUAGUCAGCGAUCAUAUGGGACUCAGACGAUCGAAUCUGUACCGUGCAUGUCACCGCGACAAACGCCCAGAACAAAUAGAUCGCCACGAGAGAUAG
Messenger RNA from Penicillium angulare, 624 nucleotides. RefSeq lists its product as uncharacterized. Bases 1 to 624 code for a protein of 207 amino acids. The record is from RefSeq and is a predicted model, not a curated record. The transcript has 3 exons. NCBI's taxonomy places the organism in Eukaryota, Fungi, Ascomycota, Eurotiomycetes, Eurotiales, Aspergillaceae.